AUCUUCUGCGUCGCCAUUUUAUUUGGAUUUACAAGAUUACAAGCUAAAAGCCAAGCAAUUGUAAGGCGUAGAAUUCUGACCAUCACUAAUUGCAAGCAAAGCACGUUGUCUCUAGCGUUUUGUCCUAUAAAUCUGUGAGUUAUUUUACCAUUGUGCAUCAUUACGCAAGUGUUUACUAAAAUGAUGAGCCAUUUACAAUACGUUAUCUCUGAUAGUGUAUGUGAUUACUGUCAUAAAUUCUUGUCAGUAACUCCAGUCAAAGUAUAUCCAAAUAGGAGAAUAAAAUGUGGCAGAUGUUCAACAAGCAACGAUGAAGAAGAGGACGUUGGUGUAGAUUCUAUGUAUAAUAAAAUUGCUACAAGUAUUUUUUUCGAGUGUAUUAACAAGUUUGAUGGCUGUACACAAUUAUUACAGUCAUCGGAAGUAGUUGAACACGAAAAAAUGUGUCUAUCCAAAAUGUGGACCUGUCCUAUUUGUCUGGAAGAAAUAUUUACUUUUUUAAUAAUUCGUCAUUUUAAAUUAAAUCACCCCGAAUCCGUAUUAGAAAACCGUCAUUUUCAAAUAACUGACUUAAAGAAUAUAGAAAAAACAUUUGUGUACCAAUUAGAAUCUGAUUUGCUUCUCGUGAACUUUCGUGAUGUAUCUGACUCCUUUGCGGAUGAUUUGAGGCGUUUUUCAUUAAAUGUUCGAUUACAUUUGGGAAAAAAAGAUUAUCUUAAAAAUUUUAAAGUAGAUUUCUUCGAAAAAAAUAUUGACAUUUUAGAUAAAUCUAUUAUCACAAGUGGGAGUACAUCUGCAACAUGUAAUAUACAUUUAAAUAUUAUAAGUGGGUCAAAGUUGCUGGUAAUGUUUCAUUUAAAUUGUGUAGAAUCAAAAAGAGCUGUAGUCAAUGUAAUACAACAGAAAAUAAAUAAAACAGCAGAAAGUAAUAUUGUGAAAUCUCUACCACAAAGUAUUUCUGAUUCAAAAAUAUUUUAUAAACAGUUGGGAGAAUAUUUAAAAACACUUUUAUUCCAGAAGCGUGAUAUUUUUCCAAAUGACAAAUUUAAAGAAUCCGUUUCCGAUUUAGAGAUUACUGAAAAAGCGACACUUUCAUAUACAAAAUCUGGUGAAAAAAUCACUAUUACAUUUGCUUGUUGUAGUUGUUCGUUAAUUCAACCUGCUUAUUUUAGUAUUACAAAUAAUAUAUAUUUAAUUGGAAAUCAUGAUCAUUAUUAUAUGAACUGUUAUAAAUGUGUUAACAGAAAAACAAUCGUUUUAAAAAACGAUUUUACAAAAGACGAAUUAAAAGGCAUUAUGUUUUUUUGCAUCUGGAGUUGCGGAAUAUUUUGUGAUUAUACCAAGUUGUAUAUACAUGAAAGAAAUUGUAUAAAACAAAUGUACCAAAAAUGUCCCAUUAAAUCAUGUUUUUGUUAUUUCAAACUAUACGAAAUUGAAGAUCAUGUUAAAAAGGAACAUCCAUUAGUAAUUUCCCCAUCAGUCAAUUUGUAUAAGGAUUUGAUUCCCGUAAAUUUAGAUACUUCUAAAUCUGCCAUAGAGCAUAUUAUGUUAGUAUGGUAUGUAUGUGUUCUUGUUAAAUUUAAAUGGGAACAACCAAAUUGGUCCAUCAGUUUAACUUGUGAAAUACCAGGUAUAAAAAUGCAAGCUAAAGUAUGUGAUAAGAAUAAAGAAUUAAUAUCUACAAUAAUUGAAAAUGGUUCAAUUCCUUACCAUGACAAAAUACACAUACAACUACGUUGUUUAAAUAACGAAAAUGAAAUUAAUGCUGAAUAAAAUUUAUCUUUACGCGAAAAUAGAAAUGUUAAUAUCUUUUUGAUUAUUUAUUUGGCCUUUACUUGAUGAAAAUCCAUAUUUGUAAAAUGAGAAAAACCAAACUUUUUCACGAACAUUUUUAUCAAAAAAAUAAAAAUUACUCAUUGGAAUUGUUUCGAAGUACCUACAACUUCUUCAAUUGAAGAAAAAAAAAUUUCCAAGUUUGGUUUUUCUCAUUUUAAUGCUAAUAUCUGAUAAAAAUAUUUUGCAUUUAGGCGAAAGACACUUUGUAAACAAUAUUUUACACUAAUUUAUUUUUGAAUUUGUAAACUUCAAUGUAUUUUAUAUUUUUUUAAUUUUAACAACUAGGUAUUCAAAAAUUAUGUUGUUUAAAGUGUUUCCAUCGCUAUAUUUUUAUGUAUUUCGUACGCAAUAUUCAAAGUGGCACUUAAUUUAAUUAAAAUUUAAGUAUUGUAAAGAUAUUAAUGUCCAGAAUAAUAAUAUUAUUGGUAUAUUCAUCGUUAAGUUGUUUUUAAAGUAUAAACAGUUAAGAAAAAUAUGUUAUUUUUAAUUUAAAGUUUUUAUUGGUUUGUAAACAAUAAUAAAGAGUUAAGCAAUUA
Psylliodes chrysocephalus is the source of this 2372-nucleotide messenger RNA. NCBI's taxonomy places the organism in Eukaryota, Metazoa, Arthropoda, Insecta, Coleoptera, Chrysomelidae. The record is from the annotation of a GenBank genome assembly.